Molecule: messenger RNA, 3033 nt
Organism: Panonychus citri (citrus red mite)
Lineage: Eukaryota; Metazoa; Arthropoda; Arachnida; Trombidiformes; Tetranychidae
Product: SET and MYND domain-containing protein DDB_G0284059-like
Exons: 3
Coding region: 635-2848 (737 amino acids)
Molecular function (GO): protein binding
Source: RefSeq, a predicted model, not a curated record
CUAAUUGUGAUUCUAAUUGAUUUUUUUUCUUUUUCUCUCGAAAUUUGAUUUACUGUUUAUCUGAUUAAUUUCUCCUUCUUGUCUUUGAAGAGAUGGUUUGUCGUUUUGUAGGAGCAAAUUUUCAUUAGAAAAUGUAACCGGUGAAAAAAAGUUAAUUGGUUGUUAGAUUUGACCGGAUGGAGUUUUUGGAAACUCAUCAUGGAUGGAACAAUUCUUUUACUUGGAUGACAUAGUAUGGAUGGUUAAGAGGAGAAGAAGAAAAAUUCUCAUGGAGCAAAUUUAAUCAUCAAGGAGGAAUCUCUUUUGUGUCUAAAAAUGGACUAGAGAUGAAGAUUAUUCAAUUGCUGUGGUGAUGAAGAUGAGGAGAUAAUUGUUAAAGAUAUUACCAUGAAUUUGAGCCAAGUCAAACCUACUUAUCAUCCUCCGAUCUUAUUACUCUGUCUCCUCUCUCUCUCUCUCUCUCUCUCUAAUUUUCAUGUCGCUAUUUUGGUCUGAAAAUUUCCUCUGUCUGUUUAUAUCUGAAUAGAAAUAUCUGGUAGAGAAUGAGAGAGGGAGAGAUGAUGAUGAUGAUCUAAGGGAGAUCUAAAUGAUGGUGAAAUGGUAUUGAGAAAUUUUCCUCAGACGAGUAGUGAAAAUGGCUCCAUAUCUAACGGAAUUAGUUCGUAAGGAGAUCUCUUCAUACGAGAUUAAGUACAAUAAGAAUUUGGAAAAAUCAUCUUGUUAUCGAAAAAAUGGAAACAACGAUUUCAUCAAAGGAAGAUACAAUCAAUCAUUAUCGUAUUACAAUCAAGCGAUUUCAACAGCUCCAUUUGGUUCCAAUGAACUUUACUUUGCAUUCGCUAAUAGAUCAGCAGCUCUCUAUCAUUUAAAUCGUUACGCUGAUUGUUUGAUCGAUAUUGAUUGUGCCUUCAGUCAUGGUUAUCCAGUUGAAAAAGCUGAUAAAGUGCUAAAACGUAAGGCUGAUUGUUUGAAUAAAUUGCAAUCACCAUUAAAAGAAAAUACAACCAACAGUAAAUCAAAUGAAGAAAGGAAAUCAAAUACUAACGAAACUUUAAAAGACAACAACAAUUUACCAACAUGUGAUGUUAAUUUUAAGCCAAAUUAUUUAUCCAAUGCUGUUGAAAUCACUCAAAUUAAAAGUAAAGGUGGUUAUGGUAUUAGAGCGAUUGAUUCAAUUAAUUGUGGAUCAACAAUUCUUGAGGAGAGAUCAGCAAUUGGUAUACUUUCACCGGAAUAUUAUGAUAAAUAUUGUUACCAUUGUUUCAAGUUACUUAAUUGUCAACCUUUUCCAUGUCGUAAUUGUAAUCAGGUUUCAUUUUGUUCAACCAAUUGCUCAUCAAUCAGUUGGAAUCAAUAUCAUUCUGGUGAAUGUUGUUACCUUGAUUAUUUCAUCUUUACCAAAGCUUUUCAUUACGUGCCCAAAAUUGUCUUACGAGUAUUACUCAUUUGUGGACCAAUUGAUUGUCUUAAAUAUCAUCGUGAUCAACAACAACAAUCAAAAUCGGACAAUAUCGAGACCGAAAAAUCAACGAUUACACCAACAAUAACUUCACUUGAAGAAAAUGAAUCAAGUGAAUUUGAUAAAUCAAAGAAAAAGAAAAAGAAGAAGAAAAAACAAUCAACAACAAUAACAAACGAAACAUCGUCAUCAUCGUCAACACAAUUAGCCAGCAAUUCAAUUAACCAAUUGUAUCAAUCAAUUUAUUCACUGGUUGAACAUCCAGAAGAUUCAAAUGAUUACAAAUAUUUCACCAUGAAAAUAAUAAUCUACCUAAAGGAUAUCGUUAAAAAGGAGAUACCUGAUGACUCGAUUUCUUUAUUAAGUGAAUUAAUUGUUAAACAUUUUCGAUCAACUAUAGUCAAUGCAAUCGCAAUCCAAGAUCGACUGAUUGACCAUUCAAAAGAUUGGACAAUUAAUCUCGCCGAUAAAAUUGGAAUACCACAAAUUAACGAGAUCGAAAUUGGUUGUGGCCUUUAUUUAACUUUCCGUUACCUUAAUCACUCUUGUAUUCCUAAUAUACAUUUAGCCUGGUUCCAUGAUAAUUCACUUAAAAUGAUCGCAAUUAGGGACAUUAAAUCAGGUGAAGAAAUACUUAAUUCUUAUGGUGUUCAUUAUAAAUAUCAAUUGGCCUCUCGACGGAAACAAUUACUCAAAUCAUCAUAUUACUUUGAUUGUGCCUGUGAGGCUUGUGUAACUGGAUUACAGCCAUUGAGUAAAGCUUUUAAUUGUCCAACUUGUUCAGGUCCCGUUAUUUGUGAUGGAUCAAUUGUUUGCCUUGAUUGUGGUGCUAAAGAUCAUCUUGAUGUACAAUCAAUUAUGUCACAAACUGAAGCAUUUUUUGGUUUGAUUAAUUAUGAUUCGGAAAAUCGUUCACCUGAUUGUGAUGAAAUACCGAGGUUAAAGGUUACCGAGAAACUAUUGAUUGAGGUUUACACUGGAUUGUCUGUUUUUCUUUACAAAACUCACACCGAAAUGGGUAAAUUGUAUCACAAGUUGAUUAAUUGUUACCUUAAAUUAGGUAAAUUUCGUAAAUCAUAUGAAUUUAGUAAAAAAUAUCUCGAAGUUGUAAAAGCCUCUUCGUCCGGAUCUUUCGAUAUCAACGUUUUAAAUGGAUUACUAAUUGUUCUGGUUUGCUGUCAUCAAUAUCAUUCCAAUAUUCAAAAAUCACCACCACAAUCAUCAUCAUCAUCAACAAUGUCAACAAUUAGUCUUGAUUUGGAAAAAAUUUCCAAUCAAGUUAAUAAAUUAGUUAAUCAUUUGAUCCCAUCAAGUUUACCUUUACACAAAGAAAUACUUGAUUUUGUUGCUUCUCAAACUGAUUGUUUGUCAAUAACCAAAUCAAAAUGAACAAUUAAUUAAUGUAAUCAAACAAUUGAACCUUAAUUGUGAAAGAAAAAAUAAAAAUUGAAUGAAUCAACUUACACAAUUCUCAAUUGUUAUUCUAUCUAAAAGAUGCAAAAAUCAACCAAAUAACAAGAUAAUGAUUUUCAAUUGAGAUAGAAAAUACUACAGUUAAUCAGCUAAUCGACUAA